AUGGCGUCUGAUUCUCAACCGUCAUUUCGUGCUUCUUUGAAGGCUAAAUUUAGAGAAGUUAUUAAACCUAAUAUGACAUCAUCAAUCCGUGAACAAUUCAAAUCGGCUGAUACGUAUAAGAAUUUCACCAAUAUGGUAAAAGAUCUACCAGGCGUUGGGACAAUUAUCAAUAAAACAAAAGGAAUCAUUCCUGGUGUAUUACCAUCGAGCGACAAUAAAACAUUUGCAAAAGGUUUCUAUGAUUCUGUAUUUAGCGCCGAGACAGAAAACGAUGUUUAUUUCAAAGUAGCUAUUAUGUGUUUAUGGAUUAUUGCAAUCCUAUGCAUAAUACCAACAAUAAUUACUAUAUGUACACCAGUUAAGAAAUAUGGAAUAACAGCAAAUGGUACUAAGAUGAUAUUUUUACAUAUAUUAAUUUGUGAAUUAUUUUAUCUGAUCUAUAUUCUAUUAUCAAUGAUAAAUGUGGCACAAAAUUUUCAAUUAAUAAAUUUAUUUUGUAAUUUUGCUAAUUACGGCAUGUACGUAACAGUUCCAGUUAUGCAUUUUGCUCUAUUUUUACUUUCCAUGGAACGACUAUCAACACGAUUGAAUUUAACAAUGUCAUGGACUGGUAUAUUUAGAAAAACCUAUGUGAUUCAAAUUAUUCUAAUUUCUACUUGGAUUUUUGCAAUUGCACUUAUGACAACAAUUAUAUUAUUAACAGAUCAAAUGAUAUCGUAUGCUACUGAUACAAUUAAAGAUCAUGCUCCACCGAUUGUUAAUGAUGUUCUAGGUAGAAUUGUUUCGUCAUCGUAUCAAUGUUCAAUUGAUGGUCGUUUAUCAUCUGUAGUUAAAGUUGUGUUUAUUAUUUUAUUUCUUAUACUAAUUGUAUUAAUUAUUAAAUCAAUUGCCAUUUCAGUAUUCUACAAUUUUUUCAAGUCAGAUUGUUGUAAAAUCAAAAAACGAAAGGAAAAACACGAUGACCAUCAUACAACAUUAUUAUUUACUAUAUUUCUCCUAUUAAAUAUAUGUUUAUCAUUUCCAUUUUAUUUUGUAUCGAUUACUAAUACAGUUAGACAAUUAGUUACAAGAAACGAUACGUAUACAACAAGUUUAAAAGUAUGUUUUCUAUUACGAAUAUGUAGUAUUAUAUUUCAAUGCUUAACAUUUUAUACAUGUGAAAAUAAUUCGUGGACUCUAUUAAGUCAGCUACUUUAUCAUGGUACAUGCAAAAAGAUUCCUGGCCUAAAUCAAAAUGAUAUUUUGAUAGAAGUAAAAACUACGACUGGUAGAUCUCGAGCGAGCGAGACUUCAGAUCAUCGAAAGGGCGCAGACAUUCCAAGACCUGGAUCUGACAUCGAUGAUAGUUCGACUACUGAUGAAUGUGAAGGUGAUGAUGAUGUAUUUGAAGCAGUUACAGAAGCUGAACCGUUACAUUCAAAGAAACCUGUGACAAAAUUAGAUCAAUGUGAUAAUGAGGAUGUACUGAAAUUAAUUGAAAAAAUAAAAGCAUCUCCUAGAAAAGCUAAUACUCAUGAAAAUUUAAAUGAGAAAAAAGCGAAACUGUUAAUAGAAAAACCAACAACAGAACAUACAACUGCAGAUGCUUUAACACAAAAAUCAUCUCGAAGUACGCCUACAUCGAAACUCAAUAUCAAUCACAACAAGACUAAGCGUAAUCCUAAAUGGAGUUCUUCCUCAGAGAGUGAUGAUUCUAAUGUUAGUAAAAAUUCUGAUGAUGAAAUCAAACCUGUUAAGAUAACACCAAAAGCAAAACCAACUACUCAUUCUUCUGUAAAUGAACAAAAACAUUCUAUAAAAACUUUGCCGAACAAACAUCAACCAAGAAAACGUUCACAAUCUUCUUCAUCAACAAAUUCUGAUAGUAAAAAAGAGAAAAACUCACCACUGAAAUUAUCUAAGAAUCUCAAGGGCCAUUCACGAAAACGGAGAAAAGAUCGUCGAAGUAGCCUUCUUGAUCAAUCUGACGAAGUUUAA
Molecule: messenger RNA, 1977 nt
Organism: Rotaria socialis
Lineage: Eukaryota; Metazoa; Rotifera; Eurotatoria; Philodinida; Philodinidae
Source: the annotation of a GenBank genome assembly